Molecule: messenger RNA, 2591 nt
Organism: Adineta steineri
Lineage: Eukaryota; Metazoa; Rotifera; Eurotatoria; Adinetida; Adinetidae
Source: the annotation of a GenBank genome assembly
UACCCCCGAUUCAAAACGGCGAUUCACACUUGGGGACCUUCCCUCGUUCGUUAUUAAAAUAGUCUAAAGACUAAGUCGUUUAAGUGAGAUUAUCAAAUUUCAACAUGUUAAGCUAUUACUUCUGAUUUGUAUCUUGAUCUUACUAAUUAAAUAAAUAUGAAUGAUAUAUUUAUCGAUCUCUGAAUAACUCUAAAAAUUCUUUUCUUUUUCAUCUAGAGAAAUAAAACAGAUCAACAUCUAUCUACUGGAUGUCUUCAAUUAUCUGGUUUAGUUAUUCGUGGUCAUGCAAUGCUCUCACAUGAAGGUUUACCACCUGAACGUGAAACACUUGAAUAUGCUUGGCAAAUGGAAAUUAUACUUGGUAAAAUCUCAGCUCGUUUAACAACAAUUCAAUUAGAAAAAACCUUAGGUUUUGUUAAAAAUUUUUAUUUACAAAUAAUGGAAGAUGAAUAUACACUUGGUCGUUCACCAUAUAUUGAUAAAGCAAAAUGGAUUGAAAAACUUAAAUAUGAUGUACUUAGAUUUAGUUUAGAUUCAAUUGAUCUUAAUCUCAUUGAAGUUGGAAAUGCUGUUAAUGUUCAAAUAGCACCUAUUCGUUUAUGUAUGUGUAAUAUGCAUACAUCAUUAUGUAAUGAAAGUUUAACUUUAAAAGUUGGUACAAUACAAAUUCGACAACUACUACGUCUUUAUCCUGAUUCAUGGUUAGAAGCUGGUUCAGUUAGCGUUCCUGAAUUACGUAUUAAUGCAAAAUUUGAAUGUCAUCCACCAACACCUGCUACAAUAAAUGAACAAUUAGAAUUUCUCCGUCGACAUGAUCAACAUUCUCAACGACUACAUUUUCUUUAUAAUCCUAAAUCUCAACAAACAUUAAAUAUUCCAACAAUAUUAACAAAUUUAAAACGUCCAUCUUAUGUUGGCUUAGCAACAAAUUCUAAUAUGUUAUCAUGUGCAUGUCUUGGUGGUUCAACAAAUUAUUAUACACUUGUACAAGGUGAACAAUUUUUUAAAAGUACAUUUCGUCUUAGUGAUCAAUCAUCAUUUGGUCGUUCAUUAUUUCAUCCGGAGUUACAUGUUUUACAUUCACAUUUUAUAUUUGAACAUAAAUAUAAUUGGACUAAUUAUGAACAUGUUAAUCGAUUACAUGAUGAAUUAGAUGAAGAAGAAAUUUUUUAUCCAUUUGAUUUUUGUGGACAACAAAAACAAUCUACUGAACAACAUCAAAAUAUAAAUAUAAAUGAUAAUCUAUUACGACGUAGUGUACCAACAGAUUUAUAUUCAUUAUCACGUGCUACUUCAUUAAGAAAUUUAAAACAUAAAUCAGUUAUUGAACGAAAUGAACAUAAACGUUCAUCAUCAUCAAUACCAUUAAAUAAUAUAAAUAUGGUUUCAUCACCAUCACCACAAACACCAGGAAGUGAUGAUUAUUUAACACCUAAUGAACAUUUAUCAUUAACAAGUGCAAGUCAAACAAGUUUAAGUUCAACUUUAAAUAAUACAAAUAAUAAUAUGGAAUCAUCAUCAAUAUCAUCAUUAACUAUGAUGCAACAACAAUCAUCAACUUUAUCAUCACCCAUGCAUUCAGAUUUAAAUUUAUUUUUAACAUCAAUUGGUAAUAAACAAAAUCUAUCAACAAAUUCAUCAUGUUCAUCAUCAAUUGAUUCAUUAACAGCUCUAGAAGAAAUAUUUCAAAGACAACAAACAAGAAAUAGUACAACUUUUCUACCUCAAAAAGGAACUUCAUCAAACAUGGAAUAUAAUACUGUACCACAACCAUCUCUUCCUAGUUCGUCAUGGAUAAGUUUACGUAAUCAAAUGAAAAUGCCUAUACCAAAAUCGACUCUUUUAUGUACAACAUACAUUCGUUAUUUAUCACAUUAUCGUUCUUCAACAUGGUCCAAUAUCGCUACAUUCCCACCAAAUAUUCAACAAGAUCAAAUUGAUUCUCGUCCAAUACUUGAUUUUAAUUGUGUAUCUCAAGGUUUUUGUUGCUCAUAUUUAUCUGAAAUGUCUCCAUCUUCACAGUCAUUUACUACUCCAUUAUCUCGACAACCACCAUCUCAACAACAACAAUCUCAAUCACAAACAUCAUCAUCAACAACAACAGCAAAUUCUCGACCACGUCUUUCAAUUGCUCAAACAAUGUCACCAGUAAAUGCAUCAAAUGUAAUUGCUACAGAAAGAGAAGUAUGUCUUCGAUUUAUCGGAGCAUUUAAUAUUCUUUUAACACCACUUAUGCUUGAAUGUUUAACAGUAUAUAUUGAAAAAUGGAAAACAUACGAUAUUCAUCCAAUAUCUAUUCUUGAUGGUCUUCACGUUCAAGCACAAACACAAUCAAAUCCGUCUGUAACAUCAGUUGAUUUAUCGGCAACCAGAAUAUCUUUACAAUUACCUAAAAUAAAUGUGUGUUUAUUACAAGCUGGUUUAACUGAAGAUAAUGUUCAAUUAACUGAAUUACGUACACCUGUUGAUAUUGUUACAAUGUCAUUAUUUGCACUUUCAUGUAAACAAAUACAAAUGGAAACAAUUUUAUCUAAUCGUGAUCAAUCAACAGCUGGUGUUUUUAAAAUUCAAUCAAUAACAGGACAAUUUCG